This is a messenger RNA of Ostertagia ostertagi, 1122 nucleotides long. NCBI's taxonomy places the organism in Eukaryota, Metazoa, Nematoda, Chromadorea, Rhabditida, Trichostrongylidae. The record is from the annotation of a GenBank genome assembly.
AUGCGGGUAUGUAUCGUGGGAGGCGGAGGUUAUUUGGGAUGUCAACUUGCAAGCCGUUUACAGUCUGAAGGCGCUCAUACUGUACUACUGGACGUCGUCUUUCCAGUACAUCCUAAUAUCACCCUCGACGAGAAAUUGACCACUAGAAUACAGGGAUCACUGCUGAACGAGGAGAUCGUCCGAAAGGCGCUUACCGCCUGUGAGUCAUGCUUCCAUCUAGCAGCCUAUGGCAUGUCUGGUCUGCAGGCCUUCAAUCGCAAGGUGAUCCAUGAAAUCAAUGUUGAUGGCACCUCAUUGCUUUUGGACUACUGUAAACGCCUGAGCGUGUCUCGGUUUAUUUUCGCCUCAUCGGUUGGUGUAGUUUUCACGAGCAAGGAAUUGCGCAACGCUGCAGAGGACCAUCCGUAUCCGGAUGAGUCUGAGUACGUGUCAGAUUACUGUGUGUCAAAAGCCCGAGCUGAGAGAGCAGUCUUAGCUGCGGAUUGUGCAGAGCUUCACACGUGCGCACUUCGGCUGAGAGGUGUCUAUGGACCUGGCGAACCUCGAACAACGGAUCGAGCUGCGGAGAUCAUCUACCGCGGAUUGUACCUUGCGACAUUCCCUCAAAACUCAUCUGCAAUGACUCAGUACAGUGGAGUUCACAACGUCACGCACGCGAUGUGUCAAGCUGAUAAGGAACUUGCUAAACCUCAGCCACGUUGUGCUGGAAAGCCUUACUAUGUGGUCGAUGCCAAUCCAGUGGACUCAUUCCUGUUCUGGCUCCCUCUAAUAAAGGCCUUCUCGAGGCCUGCGCCUUCGAUCAGGAUUCCUUUUUGUUUGAUUUAUCUCGUUGCCCUCUUAUGCGAGUGGUUGGCCGUCUGGCUUCACAUCCCACCAGUAAUGAACAGAUUGGAGGUGAAUUUACUAGGGAUAACGAACACAUAUUCAAUUGAAGGUGCGAUUAAGGAUUUCGACUACAAGCCCACAAAAAAUCACGAUUUGACCGAGGUAGUGGAAUACUAUCAGAAGUUCUAUGGGGAUCGCCCGCUUGCUUCACACUGCAUCGAUGCACGUCGAACAGUUGUAAUUAUUGGCAUCACCGUUAUUGUAUUGUUUAUAUCCGCGCAAUACGUUUUUUCCUGA